AUGCGGUUGUGACGUAAUGAAAACGCGACACAACCGGAAAUUCAAGUGAAGCGAAGAGAAAGUGGAACGAACGGAAUCACAAUGAAUACCAGAGGACUCCGCUCUCAGCUGAAAGACAGCGUACCGGUGGCCGGGCUGUGUCCGCAGGGAGCUUACGGGGUGCAGGACUCUCUGCGCAGCGGCUUCACCAGUGUAAAGAACGAGCUCCUUCCCAGCCACCCGCUAGAGCUGUCAGAAAAAAAUUUCCAGCUAAACCAGGACAAGAUGAACUUCUCAACACUCAGAAACAUCCAGGGUCUUCAUGCUCCACUCAAGCUGCAGAUGGAGUACAGGGCGGCUAGACAGAUCCAGCGUCUGCCGUUCUUACCGAGCUCACACCUGGCUGUGGAUACGCUGCGAGGCAGUGACGACUCCAUCGGCUUCGAGGACAUCCUCAACGAUCCGGCCCAGAGUGAGAUGAUGGGCGAGCCUCACAUGAUGGUGGAGUACAAACUGGGACUGUUGUGAGAGAAGAAGGACACGAUCCACACAUAGAUUCUUACGUCUGCAUACAUUUAUCAUCUUUAAAAGAAAAAAAUUAGCAACUCAGCUGCUGUACGGUUGGAGUGACUAGUUUUGGGCAGGAAGCGGGCUUGAUGUGUGAGUGGGGUGAGUUUGUAAAAUACAUGUGUGUUAAAACGGUCAUGCAGACAGACUUCAUGGCUGCUUUUGUAUGAUUCCAGUCGGGUUGUUAUUUCUAAUAAACUUCAGAACUUUCCCCAUGA
Messenger RNA from Stegastes partitus (bicolor damselfish), 764 nucleotides. It is a transcript of the gene pomp, whose product is annotated as proteasome maturation protein. The transcript is spliced from 6 exons. The record is from RefSeq and is a predicted model, not a curated record. NCBI's taxonomy places the organism in Eukaryota, Metazoa, Chordata, Actinopteri, Pomacentridae. Gene Ontology annotation, biological process: proteasome assembly. Gene Ontology annotation, cellular component: nucleus; cytoplasm.